Messenger RNA from Pieris napi, 1507 nucleotides. RefSeq names its product general transcription factor IIH subunit 2 (gene Ssl1). The transcript has 10 exons. Gene Ontology annotation, cellular component: transcription factor TFIIH holo complex; transcription factor TFIIH core complex. Lineage: Eukaryota; Metazoa; Arthropoda; Insecta; Lepidoptera; Pieridae. Gene Ontology annotation, biological process: regulation of transcription by RNA polymerase II; nucleotide-excision repair; DNA-templated transcription. Gene Ontology annotation, molecular function: zinc ion binding. The record is from RefSeq and is a predicted model, not a curated record. The coding region runs from base 123 to 1325 and encodes 400 amino acids.
CAGUUGUGCGGGUUGUGCAUGCUAGCUGGCGUAGCUGGAUUUUUAAUUUUUAAGUUUAAAUUUUAUAGCAGAGCUCAUUUUCGCUACUCAAAUUAUUUAAGAUUUAGCGAAAUCUAUAAACAAUGGCUGAUGAUGAACAAGAUCCCAAAGAAUAUAGAUGGGAAACAGGUUAUGAAAAAACUUGGGAAGCGAUAAAAGAAGAUGAAGAUGGAUUGGUGGAGGGGCUUGUGGCUGAAUUUGCUCAAAAAGCAGCGAGAAAAGCCGUUACUCAACGCCGAGGACCAGUUCGGCUGGGUAUGAUGAGGCAUCUACUUGUUGCCAUUGACUGUUCUGAAGCUAUGAGCUCACAGGACUUGAAACCGACUAGAUUUCUUUGCACAUUGAAGUUGUUGGAAAAAUUCAUAGAAGAAUUCUUUGACCAGAAUCCUUUGAGCCAACUAGGCUUGGUUACUAUGAAAAAUAAAAGGGCAGAAAAAAUCAGUGAGCUAUCAGGGAAUGUGAGGAAACAUAUUAAGGUGGUACAAGGAUUGUCCAACAUGUCAUUAACCGGGGAGCCAUCACUACAGAAUACUUUGGAACUUGCUGGCCGAGUCCUUAAACCACUGCCUGCGCAUGCUUCACGGGAAUUAUUAGUUUUAUUUGCAUCACUUACAACAUGUGAUCCUGGUGAUAUAAGUGUUACUGUACAGAACCUGAAGAAUGAAGGAAUAAGAUGCUCUGUGAUAGGAUUGGCUGCUGAAGUUAGAAUAUGCAAGAAAUUAUGCCAGGACACUGGUGGAGAAUAUGGUGUGGUAUUAGAUGACAUCCAUUACCGUUCUCUCCUACUAGAACAAACAUCACCGCCACCGCGCGCCCGUGCACUGGACGCCGGCUUGGUCAAAAUGGGCUUCCCACACUCUGCUCCACCCUCCACUCAGUCUGAUACAGAGCCACCAAUCACUGUCUGCAUGUGCCACAUUGAAGAAGGUGAAGGUGUAGGAGGUGAAGGCCAUCUAUGUCCACAGUGUCGUAGCAAAUACUGUUCACUACCUGCACAGUGUCGGACCUGUGGACUGACACUAGCAUCAGCACCACAUCUUGCAAGAUCAUAUCAUCAUCUGUUUCCUGUUGAUCCAUUUGAGGAAUUAAAAAAUGAAGGACAAAGUCAAUUCUGUUUUGCAUGUGUAAGAUCUUUCACAGAUACUGAUAAGCAGAUAUAUCGGUGUAACCGUUGUCUGGAGCAUUAUUGUUGGGAAUGUGAGAGCAUGAUAUCGACAACACUACAUGUCUGCCCCGGAUGUGCUUCUCGCCCUCACCUCUAUCAACGGUUACCAGAUACAGCUUGAAUAUUUUCUAAAAUAUCUAAUCAAGAAAUGAAAAGCAGAUGGCGAAGGUGACUGAGUUUUUAUUUGAGGACGAAGAUAAAAAUAGAAGGAAACUCUUUGAAAAAGCUUUAUUUCACGCAAAAGAUGGGAAAGUAUUGUAUAUAUUACAAGAAGAAUUAAACAAGUUACCGGAAUUAUCACAA